Molecule: messenger RNA, 1227 nt
Organism: Helicoverpa zea (corn earworm)
Lineage: Eukaryota; Metazoa; Arthropoda; Insecta; Lepidoptera; Noctuidae
Exons: 2
Coding region: 1-1227 (408 amino acids)
Source: RefSeq, a predicted model, not a curated record
AUGAACCAAUCCAAAUUAAAUAUAAGAGACAUCGAACUGAUUGAUGGCAUGGAUGCAAAUGAUUUGAAGAAACGCUUUUCUGUAUCUGGUGCUAACGCUAAAAUAUUAGAAGAAAUGGUAGCUGAUUAUAAAGACGGCAGGCUUUCUCUAGCAGGAAUGUCUCAUAAAUCUAAAUUUAAUGAUAAAUGGCUUGAUAAGACUCGGCUAAAUAGAAUGAUUAAAGAAUAUGAUGAAGUACGGAGAAAGAAAGAUUUGGAAGAUAUACUAGAUAAUGCUCGUCAACUGAAGAAGAAAUUUUCUUUGACUAAAUCUGAAGCAUGCAAUUUAGAUAAAGUUGUACAAAAUAAUUUUAAACAUCUUGAAAAUCCUUACUUCUCCUUGCGGAAUAAUCUACGUAGUGAAGUCGAUGUAACAAAUAAUGAACGCACUCCUUUGCCGACUCAAAUCAAAAACAUCAUUUUACCAAGAAAAGUCUAUAAUGUUGGAAGGAUUCAAGUGGAAAAAUCAAAUUUCGUAAAUAAAACUGGACAACGAAAGUCACCAGAAGAUAAGAGAAAUCAGGAAAAGGUAAUUCAUGUGCAAUCACGAAAACGUGAUAGGUCUAAAAGUAUUCAGAGAUUCACUCAAGAGAACAAUAAAAAAUCAAGUAUUGCGAACGAAAAAUAUGCACCAAGUACAACGCGAAGGAUGUAUGAGAAGACACACCAAGAAUGGAACCAAAGCGAAAUGAAGCCUAGGAUCUCAUCAGGCCAUAGACAGAGUAUGGAAUAUCAAAUAAAUAAUAAAAUAUGGGAAAUAUUAAGAAGUGAUCUUCCCAUAGACUGGGACGACGAGAAGCACCCGUGUCAAGUCAAUCUCACAGACUCUGAAAUGAAAAAUUAUAUUAUAUCAGUCAUCAUAAAGAAUAAUAAAGAUGAGUUAAAACAUUAUAAUGAUCCUUGUGAGUCGCAGACCAGCAAAGAUACUGUAAGCAGUGGUCGAUAUCGCCAAACAGAUACGAGUGAUAGAAAGAAAUUCAUUAAACGUGAAGUUAGGAGACACAUCUGGCAGUGGCUAAUGGUUGCUUUACAAAAUAAUGAACGUUGGAGCAAAUUCUUUGCAGAAAACCAUAUUGCUUUAGAUAAUGUCAAUAUUGUCGAGUUUGACCUCAGUUGCAUAGAUGUGUAUGCGCUAGGAAUUGAGAACAAAUUGCUGAAACGUACAAUAGCGUUGCUCUCUAAACGAUAA